AUGUCCGUUAAAGUUAUUAAUCCGCAAGUCGCAUGGGCUCAAAGGUCCAGCACCACUGAUCCAGAAAGAAAUUAUGUUUUAAUGACUGUGUCAAUUGCUGACUGUGAUGCCCCUGAAUUAACAAUUAAACCAACUUACCUAGAAUUAAAGGCUCAAUCAAAGCCUCAUGUUGGCGAUGAGACUGUCCAUCACUAUCAACUACAUAUUGAUCUAUACAAGGAAAUCAUACCUGAAAAAACGAUGCAUAAAGUUGCCAAUGGCCAGCACUACUUUCUAAAAUUGUACAAGAAGGAUUUAGAAUCCGAAUACUGGCCACGUUUGACAAAGGAAAAGGUAAAGUACUCUUAUAUUAAGACUGAUUUCGAUAAAUGGGUUGACGAAGAUGAACAGGAUGAAGUUGAAGCUGAAGGUAAUGAUGCCGCUCAAGGCAUGGACUUCAGCCAAAUGAUGGGAGGCGCUGGUGGCGCUGGUGGAGCUGGUGGUAUGGAUUUCAGCCAAAUGAUGGGAGGUGCCGGAGGUGCCGGUGGUAUGGAUUUCAGUCAAAUGAUGGGAGGUGCCGGUGGUGCCGGUGGUGCCGGUUCCCCCGAUAUGGCUCAAUUACAACAAUUACUGGCUCAAAGUGGUGGUAAUUUGAAUAUGGGAGAUUUCAAAGAGAACGAUGAAGAAGGCGAGGAGGAUGAAGUAGAACCUGAAGUGAAAGCCUAA
This is a messenger RNA of Saccharomyces mikatae IFO 1815, 705 nucleotides long. RefSeq names its product Hsp90 cochaperone SBA1 (gene SBA1). NCBI's taxonomy places the organism in Eukaryota, Fungi, Ascomycota, Saccharomycetes, Saccharomycetales, Saccharomycetaceae. Gene Ontology annotation, molecular function: Hsp90 protein binding; protein-folding chaperone binding. Gene Ontology annotation, biological process: protein folding; chaperone-mediated protein complex assembly. Gene Ontology annotation, cellular component: cytosol; nucleus. The transcript has a single exon. Bases 1 to 705 code for a protein of 234 amino acids. The record is from RefSeq and is a predicted model, not a curated record.